Podospora anserina S mat+ is the source of this 1284-nucleotide messenger RNA. RefSeq lists its product as uncharacterized. Lineage: Eukaryota; Fungi; Ascomycota; Sordariomycetes; Sordariales; Podosporaceae. Gene Ontology annotation, molecular function: DNA-binding transcription factor activity, RNA polymerase II-specific; RNA polymerase II cis-regulatory region sequence-specific DNA binding. The annotation marks the transcript as partial. Gene Ontology annotation, biological process: regulation of DNA-templated transcription. The transcript is spliced from 3 exons. The record is from RefSeq and is a predicted model, not a curated record. Gene Ontology annotation, cellular component: nucleus.
GACCGGCGAGACACCGUCACCGUGGAUAUCGCGUCAUUAAUCAAAGGCUCCGACUCAAAUGAGUCCACUGCAUCGCCUACCCAGCAGGCUCAUCCGACUUCGACUGCAACAUUUUCGCCGGCAACAACGUCCCCAGGUGAUCCUCCUCCUCUGGCCUCCUUUGCUCCGACUGCCACUUCGGUGCCAGCUUCAGCAUCACGCCCGCCCAGUGGAAGUAAUAAACGCAGCAUGCCGCCUCACACCUCCGAGUCGCCGGCGAAGAAACAAAGCAAGUGGUCUCCGGAAGAGGAUGCUCUCAUCAUAGAGCUCCGGGGCAGUGGGAUGAAAUGGGACGACAUAUCGAAGCGGCUUCCAGGACGGAGCUCCAUCAGUUGUCGUCUUCACUAUCAAAACUAUCUGGAAAGGCGGAGCGAGUGGGACGAAGAGCGCAAGAACAAGCUCGCAAGGCUAUUCAAACCCGAGAUGUGGGCAAAAGUGGCAGAGGAGAUGCAGGUCCCCUGGCGCGCCGCCGAGGCGAUGCACUGGCAGCUAGGUGAGAAUGAAAUGGCAAGGCGGGCAGGCGUGGUUCCAUUCACGCUGAACAUGACUCCGAACGACUCGCAAGGUUCCCACGGCCAUCACCGAAUUUCCCCCACGAGAGGACACGGCCACUCGCAGUCCCAGGGAAGCCUCCCCACCAUUCCGUCUCCACGAUACCACCACCAACACCAACGGGGCCCCGGGCCCGUCCCACCACCCUUGAUCCCACCCCCGAUGGCGACCGGCCGGCCCCUAGCCGUACGACGCGAGAGCCUCCCGCCGAGAUCCUCUUCCGGCAUCGCCCCUGAGCCCCUUGACUACGGCUACGGACAACCGCCUCCACCACCGGGUCCUCCGUUUGGGGGGCUCGCGCCGAUUCAGACGACGAGUCUUGGCCCAGGUCAAGGACGCGGAGGCGUGCUGCCCAGUGUGGCGGAACUGACGACGGGAGUUAGCCCGUACAGCACUCCGGCGUACUCGGUGGGAGCUCCUAGUGCGAGUCCUAUCCACAGCGCCACUGCUAGUCCGGUUCCUUUGCUCCCGCCUUUGGGGUACAGCUCGUCGUCGUCGUAUGGGUAUACGCAUUUGGAAUCGUCGUCUGGGUCGAAGCGGAGGGCUAGUCCUGAUGUAAGCAGGGAGACUAGCAGGCGACGACACAUGUACCCGCGGUCUGAGGAUGGGGAUUACCCGCUUCUUCCGCCUCCGCCUCCGCCACCGAUGGGACUCGGGCAGGUGGCGGCUAGACGGCCGAGGUAUGAGCCAUAA